UCCUCUUCGACGCCCUCAAAACCCCCGGCGCCGCCCCGGGGCGAGCGGCUGGUGAGGCGCGCCGUGGGCCCCCACCCGUCCCCUCCGGCUCCGACCCCCGCACCCGGCGCCGGGGGAAGGGGAAAAGCCGCCGUUCGGGCCGGGAGCGGGCGGAGGAUGGAGCUCUCGACCCCCACCUACGCCUUCAACGACUCCGAGUGGGACGACUCUUCCCUCUACGACCUUGACACCUACGAGGUCUCCCACGGGCACCGCGCCGUCCUGGUGCUCUACGCCAUCAUCUUCCUCCUGGGGGUCUUCGGCAACGGCGCCGUCAUCUGGGUGACGGGCUUCGAGAUGCGGCGCACGGUGAACGGCGUCUGGUUCCUCAACCUCUCCUUGGCCGACCUCAUCUGCUGCUUGGCCUUGCCCUUCCUGGCCCUGCCGCUGGCCCAGGACCACCACUGGCCGCUGGGGCGCUUCGCCUGCAAGCUGCUGCCUUCCCUCACCAUCCUCAACAUGUUCGCCAGCGUCCUCCUCCUCACGGCCAUCAGCGCCGACCGCUGCGCCCUGGUGACGCGGCCGGUGUGGUGCCAGAACCACCGGUCGCCGGCGCUGGCGCGGGGGGCUUGCGCGGCCGCCUGGCUGCUGGCCGCCCUCCUCACCCUCCCCUCCUUCAUCUUCCGCACCACCCGCACCGACCCUUUCUCCGCCAAGACCACUUGCGUCUUGGGUUACGCGGCCGUGGGGCGGCACCAGCGCCUCACCGAGCUCGUCACCGCCGUCGCCCGCUUCGUCUGCGGCUUCCUGGUGCCCUUCGCGGUCAUCACGGGGUGCUACGGCCGGCUGCUGGCCCGCGUGCGCAGCAAGGCCUUCGCCCGCCCACAGAAGGCCGUCAAGCUCGUCCUGGUGGUCAUCGUCGCCUUCUUCGUCUGCUGGUUGCCCUACCACGUGGUGGGCCUGAUCCUGGCCUCCGCCUUGCCUCACAGCUCCGUGUACAAGCGCGCCGUGGAAGCCGACGCCGUCGUCACCGGCAUCGCCUACGUCAACAGUUGCAUCAACCCCGUCAUCUACGUCAUCGUCGGGCAAGACUUCAAGGCCAAGCUCCGGCGCUCCUGGCGCGCCGCGCUGCGGGGGGCGCUGGGCGACGACCCCCCCAGCGCCCCGGGCGACAGCAGGGCCAAGACCAAAUCCACCGUGGACGAGACAAGCGUCAGCGUCACGGUGUGAGCGGCUGCCGUGGGGAAGGGGGGGUCCGGCCUCGGGAGGCCUCCCCCCGCCCGGCCCCGGGACCUCCUCUUGCCGUGCUUGGUGGCCGGCUGAUGGCGAGCGGCCUCUGCCCUUGCGCGGGGUGCUGCGGCCUCCCCCGGCCUCCCUUGUCCUCCCCCGUCCUCCCCCAUCCUCCUCGGCCUCCCCUGGCCUCCUCAUCCUCCUCGGCCUCCCCAGCCUCCUCAUCCUCCUCAUCCUCCCCCGUCCUCCCUUGUCCUCCUCGGCCUCCCCUGGCCUCCUCAUCCUCCUCGGCCUCCCCUGGCCUCCUCAUCCUCCUCGUCCUCCCCGUCCUCCCCCGGCCUCCUCGUCCUCCCCUGUCCUCCCCCAUCCUCCUCGGCCUCCCCUGGCCUCCUCGGCCUCCUCGGCCUCCGCCAUCCUCCUCUGCCUCCCCCGGUCUCCUCGUCCUCCCCCAUCCUCCCCCGG
Molecule: messenger RNA, 1671 nt
Organism: Phalacrocorax carbo (great cormorant)
Lineage: Eukaryota; Metazoa; Chordata; Aves; Suliformes; Phalacrocoracidae
Source: RefSeq, a predicted model, not a curated record